GAGAGAAAGAGAGAGAGAGAAAGAAAGAGAGAGAGAGUCAGUCGUCUGUCUGUUGUGUUGUUGUAUUCGUCGUUAUUAUUGUUAAACUAAGCGAUUGUUGACUUCAUUUGACGGGUUUUUUUCAUUUGUCGCGACGUCUUCUGGUUUAGUGGUUAUCCAAUUGAAUAGACAGACAGACAGAAAAUAUGGAUCAAAAGAUAAUGCCAUCACAAUUAAGAGAUACCGAAGAACGGAUGUGCUUUCAGAUAGAGCUCGAGUUUGUCCAAUGUUUGGCUAAUCCUAAUUAUCUUAACUUUUUGGCACAACGCGGUUACUUUAAAGACAAAAACUUUAUUAAUUAUAUUGAAUAUCUUCAGUACUGGAAGAAGGCCGAGUACGCCAAGUAUCUCAAACAUCCAAUGUGUCUUCAUUUUCUAGAACUACUACAAUACGAACACUUUCGGCGUGAACUGUCCCGAAGCGAGUGCUCGAAGUUUAUCGACGACCAGAUGCUACUUCAUUGGCAACAUUAUUCCCGAAAGAGGACCCGACUGUUACAGCAGGCAAACAGCAACAUCAACAACAACAACACUACCGCCAACAACAACAACACCACCAACCAAUCAUCGACUCAAGACACUGGCAAACAUUGAACAACGAUCGGUGGGAGAGGGAUCUGUCUAUUCUUCGUAUAUCAUCACCUAUUCAUACCAUACCAUCCUAUUGUCAUCGUUUAGUAAUCAUUUGAUAUUUUGCCAAUAAAUCAACUGCUUUUUCAUC
Messenger RNA from Oppia nitens, 759 nucleotides. RefSeq names its product mediator of RNA polymerase II transcription subunit 31-like (gene MED31). The coding region runs from base 186 to 632 and encodes 148 amino acids. Gene Ontology annotation, biological process: regulation of transcription by RNA polymerase II. Gene Ontology annotation, molecular function: transcription coregulator activity. Gene Ontology annotation, cellular component: core mediator complex; mediator complex. The transcript has 4 exons. NCBI's taxonomy places the organism in Eukaryota, Metazoa, Arthropoda, Arachnida, Sarcoptiformes, Oppiidae. The record is from RefSeq and is a predicted model, not a curated record.